AUGAAAACAUCCAGGACAUGGGCUUGGAAGGCAUCGGCAAAGCUGUUUCUUCUCUACGCUGAGCUGGCUUCUCUCAGUUUGCCUGGCUCCAGAGGUGAAAGGCUACAUUCCCUUGAGUCAAAUGCAGUCAAUGAGAGCCUUGCCAAGAGCAGACAGGCACGCAGUGUGGAUGUCCCCCUGAUGCCUAUUGAUUGUGAACUGUCCAGCUGGUCCUCCUGGACCACAUGUGAUUCCUGCCAGAAGAAAAGGUACAGACACUCCUACUUGCUCCGGCCAUCUCAGUUUCAUGGGGAACCAUGCAGCUUCUCUGACAAGGAAACAGAAGACUGUGUUACCAGCAGACCAUGCCGAAGUCAAACGCGAUGUGAAGGCUUUUUGUGUGCACACACAGGGAGGUGUAUAAACCGCAGACUUCUUUGCAAUGGGGACAAUGACUGUGGAGACCAAUUAGAUGAGGCAAACUGUAGAAGAAUUUAUAAAAAAUGUCAGCAUGAAAUGGACCAAUACUGGGCGAUUGACACCCUGGCCAGUGGGUUAAAUUUAUUUACAAACAGUUUGGAGGGCCCGGUUCUAGAUCACAGGUAUUACGCUGGUGGAUGCUCUCCCCAUUACAUCCUCAACACACGGUUUAGGAAGCCACAUAAUGUGGAAAGCUACACCCCAAAGACCCAAGGCAAAUACGAAUUUGUGCUGACAGAAUAUGAAUCAUACGCAGAUUUCGAGCAUAAUAUGACAGAGAGAACAGCUGCCAUGUCUCAUUUCAGCUUUGGUUUUAAAAUACUUUCAUUAUUUGAACUCGGCUAUGACUCCAGAAGUUUUAAUUACCACCACUUUAUUAGCAGAAUCAAACAAUUCACUCACACAAAAAGCACAUUUCUGCACGCGCGCUCUGACCUUGAAGUUGCACAUUACAAGCUGAAGCCCAGAGGCCUCAUGCUCCAUUACGAAUUCCUUCAGAGAGUCAAGCGGCUGCCCCUGGAGUACAGCUAUGGGGAAUACAGAGAUCUUUUCCGUGAUUACGGGACCCAUUACAUCACAGAGGCUGUGCUCGGGGGCACUUAUGAAUACACACUCGUUAUGAACAAGGAGGCCAUGGAGAGAGCAGAUUACUCUCUUAACGAUGUCCAGGAGUGUGCCAGACAUGGUUUUAAACUGCGUGUGCCAAUCAAAGCGGUGUCUGUCAAGGUGGGUGUCUCCGUGGAACGGUGCAAAGCCAUUCUGAAUGAAAUAGAAGAUAGAAACAAGAGACAGACUGUGGUGAAUGAUUUGGUGGUCCUCGUACGAGGAGGGGCAAGUGAGCAUAUUACCGCCCUGGCAUACAAGGAGCUGCCAACGGCAGAACUGAUGCAGGAGUGGGGAGACGCGGUGCAGUACAACCCAAGCAUCAUCAGAGUCAAGGCAGAUCCUCUGUAUGAACUGGUGACAGCCACAGACGUUGCAUAUUCCAACACAGUGAAACAGAACAUGAAGCAGGCCCUGGAAGAGUUCCAGAAAGAAGUUAGCUCUUGCCGAUGUGCUCCCUGCCAAGGGAAUGGGGUUCCUGUCCUGAAAGGAUCACGCUGUGACUGUAUCUGUCCCGUUGGAUUCCAAGGCACAGCCUGUGAGAUCACCUCUCGAAACAAUGUUCCCAUUGAUGGAAAGUGGAAUUGCUGGUCAGAAUGGUCUUCGUGCUCUUGGGGACAGAAAACAAGACAUAGGCAGUGCAACAAUCCACCUCCUCAAAAUGGAGGCAGCCCCUGCUCAGGCCCUGAUUCAGAAAAGCUUAACUGUUAG
Messenger RNA from Trichechus manatus latirostris (Florida manatee), 1773 nucleotides. RefSeq names its product complement C8 beta chain (gene C8B). Lineage: Eukaryota; Metazoa; Chordata; Mammalia; Sirenia; Trichechidae. The record is from RefSeq and is a predicted model, not a curated record. The transcript is spliced from 12 exons. Gene Ontology annotation, molecular function: protein binding. Gene Ontology annotation, biological process: complement activation. The coding region runs from base 1 to 1773 and encodes 590 amino acids. Gene Ontology annotation, cellular component: membrane attack complex.